Zophobas morio is the source of this 876-nucleotide messenger RNA. Its product is annotated as acyl-coenzyme A thioesterase 13-like. The record is from RefSeq and is a predicted model, not a curated record. NCBI's taxonomy places the organism in Eukaryota, Metazoa, Arthropoda, Insecta, Coleoptera, Tenebrionidae. The transcript has 3 exons. Gene Ontology annotation, molecular function: fatty acyl-CoA hydrolase activity. Bases 379 to 798 code for a protein of 139 amino acids.
UUUACCUUACAACAACAAUCGAACAAAAAUUAGUCACUAAAUUGAACAAAAACUAUAAAAAACAAAUAAAUUAUACCGAAAAUUGAUAAAAAAAGGGGUUUUGCGAAUAAUAACAACACGAACACCGAAAAUUAUGGACUUUUGCAUGAACUGUCAAAUCAAUCAUAGGCGUCGGUAUAUUUUCCUACACAAUAAUAAUAACCCCAAACACUAAAAAAGUUAAUAAAAUGGGAAAAUUCGCACUUACAAACAUACAAUAAUUGCAAAAAACCUCGUUAGUAUCAAAUAUUCGAUCUGACUUUUUGAGGUUAGGUCACCCAAAACCCGCACUCUGCCCACUUACGUAAUAACAACACAACUGUUGCAAAAGACCACACGAUGGCUUUCAGGGGCGCCGACGCUGCAGGUUUAAUGCAAUUUCUGCGAAGUUGCCGAAAUUUUGAUAAAGUUCUCGAAAAGGUAACGAUCCUCGCUCUUAGCGAUGGCAAGUGCUCCGCGGAAGUCAAAGUGGACGAGAGCCACACGAACCCCAUGGGGGGCUUGCACGGUGGAUUUUCCGCCACGCUAGUUGAUUGUAUUUCCACGUACGCCCUCAUGACGCAAGUGGCGGCCCCCAAUGUGUCCGUGGACAUUCACAUGAGUUAUCUCAAGGGGGCCAAGAUUGGUGACGAGAUUCUAGUCGAUGCUAAUGUGAUUAAAAAGGGGAAAACGCUGGCGUUUCUUGAUGUAGUGAUUAAGAACAAAAGUAAUGGCGACGUGUUGGUGAAAGGGUCACACACGAAGUUUAUAAUGCAAUGACUAGACUGGUUUUAGCUAAUUUAUUUAUUUUUGUAUGAUUUUGUCAUAGUCAAGUGGUGAUAAAGUUUUUCAGGUGUU